Molecule: messenger RNA, 687 nt
Organism: Cladocopium goreaui
Lineage: Eukaryota; Dinophyceae; Suessiales; Symbiodiniaceae
Source: the annotation of a GenBank genome assembly
AUGACUGGGAACCGAUCCGAUGCAGCCACUGAGACGGAGGUUCCCAGGUCCUUCCUUGCUUGGUGCUAUGAGCGAUGCAACAAGGCAGAGCAGAAGCAUGUAUUGAAGGACAUGUCCAGCCUCGCAAGCAUCUUGCAGAGCAUGUUUGUCUGUAAGAAGAAGGCUCAUGGAUUCAUGAAAUGGUGGUCAGGCGCUGGAAUGCCGCACGGAGUGAUCUUCACCGAUUGGCGCGAGGCCAAACCUUUGGUGGAGGGCUUGUCGGAAGUCGCGGCUGAUUAUGGGAAACCCUUGGACGAAAUUCUUGGAGAAUCGAUCCACAUUUGUGUCAUUGCACAGUCGUCUAAGAUCUACCUGCGCGCUUUGGAAUGGGGGAAGAUCGUGAUGAACAACCAGGUGAAGGUCGUUCCCCAAUUCUCCAUGGCCGAGCUUAAGGGGUACGCCAAAGAUUGUUUGAAGCAGGAGGCCUUCCUUGACAGUGGUGGCCUUACUUGCGCCUCGGAUACGCUGUCCGAGACUUCUGCGAGCUCUGGUAGUACCUCACCAAGGCUCCUUUGUAAUUCGGAAGAGAAGCUGCCAUGGCUGAACUGGACGGAUCUCAUGAUCGCGCUUCAGGACCCAUGGCAAGCGGCCCUGCUCGAAAAGGCGAUCAAAGAAAGCUCGGCACAGAUCGAGGUGUACGAAGAUUGA